Messenger RNA from Penicillium verhagenii, 1239 nucleotides. Its product is annotated as NAD(P)-dependent alcohol dehydrogenase. Lineage: Eukaryota; Fungi; Ascomycota; Eurotiomycetes; Eurotiales; Aspergillaceae. The transcript is spliced from 2 exons. The record is from RefSeq and is a predicted model, not a curated record. Bases 1 to 1239 code for a protein of 412 amino acids. Gene Ontology annotation, biological process: D-sorbitol catabolic process. Gene Ontology annotation, molecular function: zinc ion binding; L-iditol 2-dehydrogenase (NAD+) activity.
AUGGCAGAGACAUCCGCGACCGUACUCGUCCUUCACGGCGCAAAGGACCUCCGAGUGGAGAAACGCACCGUCUCAGCACCAUCCGGCAGCGAGGUCCAAGUUGCCAUCCAAGCAACCGGCCUCUGUGGCUCAGAUCUACACUACUAUGCCCACGGCCGUAACGGCGACUUCGUCGUCCGCGAGCCAAUGUGUCUCGGCCACGAAUCCGCCGGCACAAUCACUGCCAUCGGACCCAACGUAACCACCCACAAAGUCGGCGACCGCGUCGCCCUAGAAGUCGGUCUUCCCUGCCGCAAAUGCGCCCUCUGCCAACAAGGCCGUUACAACAUUUGUCCUCAAAUGCAGUUCCGCAGCAGUGCAAAGGUUUUCCCCCACCUCGAUGGCACGCUCAUGGAGCGCACAAACCACCCAGCCGAGCUGUGCCACGCUCUCCCCGCAAAUGUUACUGACGCCGGCGGUGCUCUCGUGGAGCCCCUCGCUGUCUGCCUCCACGCUAUCCGCCGCUCACGCCCUCCAACUAAGGAACAAGUUCAGAUCGCCAGCUCAACAGGUGAAGCCACGGCGGCCCUUGUCCUCGGCGCUGGCGCUAUCGGUCUCCUUCUCGCCUCUGCACUAGCCGCAAGUGAGAAUUUCACCUCCAUCGUCGUGGCCGAUAUCGAUGCUUCGCGUCUCGAGAUCGCUGCUUCCCUCGGUUUGGGCCUGAAGACUUUCCUCAUCCCUCGCGGAGAUCCUGCGAACCCUCCUCCCGCCAAGGAUGCCCCACACGCUGAGCAGACUGCUUGGGCAUUCGCCAGUGCACAGAAGGUCGCUACUUCCCUUAUCGCUGCUGCAGGUACUGACGGUGGACUGACUGUUCCCGGAUUCAACCGCGUCUACGAUUGCACUGGUGUGCCUUCUUGUGUGCAGGCGGGUGUCUAUGCAUCUCAGCCCGGUGGUGUGCUUGUCCAGAUUGGCAUGGGUAACCCCAUCCAAACUCUCCCCGUUGGCGCAGCAGCUCUUCGCGAGGUCGAUAUCAUUGGUACAUUCCGCUAUGAUGGACAUGCAUACCCCGCUGCCAUUGCCUUGUUGGCCAGUGGUAAGAUGCAGACGACCGAGGCAAAGGUCGUUACCCACCGGGUCAGCCUUGAGGAUGGAGCGAGGGCGUUUGCGCUUGCCGGAAAGGGAGUCGACGAGGAUGGAAAGCCAGUUGUCAAGGUUAUUAUUCAGGGCCCCAGCGAACAUGCUAAGGCUAGCCUUUGA